UCCCACGAUGACGAUCAAGGCGGGAUGAGAACGAUUUCCCGCCUCUUGCAGGGCGUCAUCACGACAUGCUUACAGCAGUGCAGUCAAGACGGACGAAGACGACAGGUCUGUCAGACGCUGGGUGCCCGUCGCUGAAGCCAAGUGACCCGGUUGGCAGCAACGCACGUACUCCGUAGCUCCUGCCCUGACGAGCUACUUUGGUGGUUUGCUACUGCCGUUUCUUCUGGUGAGGGAGGUGUCGAGACGGUCCAGUCAACCACCCUUUCAGUUCAACAGAUCACUGGGCAAUGGCUCGCCCAUGAGCCGUUCUGUUCGUGCCGCUCCCAGGCACCACCUGUCCCUGCCACCCCCACACGACCUGCUCAAGCGCUGCGAUCGCCCGUCCAGAGAGCCAGCAGAGAGAUGCCUUAUGAUUUCAGUUUGAACUGUUAUACGUCAUUGUCUCCCAACGCAGCGCAGCUAUGUGCACCCCUCGGCAGACACGCACGCUGCUGUUCAGUCGGCCACAUCGUCCCCGCCCUUUUGAGGCCUUUCCAACGAGCCCGAGUAAUCAACCAGUUCUGCCAGUCAGUCUAGCGUACUAGCACCCCACAACCACAGCGAUCUGCGUCCUGUUCAGAGACCCAUCCCCGAGCCGCGCGAAUACCACCUUCGACAGAAGGCGGCCACCAUCGGCCACCAUCGGUCGCCUGGUCCCAGCGAGUCGACUACUCGCCUCGCAACCCGCGAGCCGUGCUGACAGACACGAACGGCCGAUUGGUGCCACGCUUCGAGCAAUGGCAGCCGGAAGACCGGCAAGCGACGGCAGCCUCGACCUGCCGGCUGGGCGUCAUUGUGGCCCUGCGACCGUCAGUCCUGCCUGCUGCAUGUCUAAGAGUCUGGUUGCUGUAUCACCGCCGAUGACCUGUAGGCUUGCACCACCAUCCACGUUGGACUUCACUCAGCAGUAUGGAGUAAAUCCACAUUGUACCGUGGUAGAUAGUCUGCCACGGCGGCCAAGCCAGGGGAGCUUGUUGAUCACCCCACCCGCGGCCAACAGGGUCCAGGCACCGACGACGAUACUUGGAUACAUCAGAUCGCCGAGGCGCGGGCCGAGAUUCUGCGGCCCCAGGGACGAGGCAUUUUGGAGGCCUGGGAAAUACGGACGGCCAAUGCGAGUCAGCCUCCAAGUGCAGCUCAGAUAUCGAAUAUUCGUCCCAUCCGAUCCAAGCGCGGCGAACGUCUUAGCUUUGGUGGGAGUGACAGGUUUGUGGCAGCCGAGAUCUAGACCAUCGUCUGGGGAAGCCGGCGACAGCGUUGGACCUUGCGCGACUCGAGAAUCCGGGGUGCUCGUGAUAAGCCUCACUGCCACUUUUGGCGUUAUGCAUGACGCAGCAACGCAAUUGUCCGAAAACAGUUGCCGCUGCCCUACGCUGCGACAGACAUGGUUGCGGGCCGGCAGGGCAAGCGACAUGAUCACCAAGCUACUGCACAGCGGGCAACUCGCAGGCAGGCCAUCCCAGGCCACAGAAUUACACUUCGAUCGCGCGUACCUGCGAUAGUGGCCGAUGACGAGGGAAGCCAACGUGGCACCGUCCGGGACGCUCGCAUCUACGGCGCGUCCAACGCCGGUCUUCUUGUGAGAGUAGCGCAUUUAUUAUUGCCUGCCAGACCAUCGACAUCACCAACCGUGGAAACCGUGAUCUGAUGGGAGACACCCUCCCGCAGCAUCGCAGUUCGGCGCUGGUCCCCCGAUAUGAGAUCAUCCCGCAUUGCGGCGUCCCCAAUUUUUUCACGGGUGGCAACUAAGCUGCCAGGCUGCCCAACGAUGCAGAAACACCCUCCACAACAGCUACAGUUACCGUGCCAUCCCACCCACCAUCUUGGGACGGCAUUUUAUCCUGAUUGGAGCUCCCACCACCCAUUCCUUGCACCGUCAUGGCUAUGGUUUGCGCAAAUGUUUUGCAAAUUUUCCCAACAAGACACUCUUUCGCCCGGCCAAGACCAUUAUCGCGCAGGGUCCGCGGGGCUCAGCUCAAAUCAGACCCGAGAGUCUCCCACCUUCAGCCAUCCGGUAUUGCUAAUAGUUUUAGCAUGCACGCGUGAUCCCGGUCUUCGGCGCCGGUGGCUAAGGUGGCCAGGCUGGGCAGGCUGGGUGGCCUGUCAAGUGGGCUGAACAUCGCAAUAAAGCAGAUGCGUCCGCCAGUCACGCACGCAACAGCGUGCUUCCUACUCGUCCAUUUCAUCUUCUUUCGCACUUCUGUUCCCCGCUCCAGGCAUCGUGGGGUCCAAGAGAAAUCAUCUAGACCCAUCACGUGCAUUAUCUUCCCCGGGCCGGGCGAGUCAAGGCUGCCAGAGGGGUGAGCCAUUCCGCCUGCCCCCAAUCUUGGCCCUCCUGACCGGCUGGGCACUCAGCAACCCGAGGCUUGGUGCCUAGCGGUGCUCGCGUGAGGAGUCACUCGAGGCAUAUAAUAUCUAGUGAACCUCGAUUAUUUGUUUACUUUGUUCUCUCAUAUUUUCUCACCAUUACCGACUCUUCUGCAUUUUCAGCAUGUCCAAAUCAAAUUAUCCCCGCGGCUCAUCCAGUGUAGACGACUGGCUAGAUAGCCAGUACGAAUACAUGGUACCUGACAAAGAUAUCAACAACCCCUACAUACCGAGGGAUGCCGCCAGAGACAUUACCCCAGACAACUCAGAUAUAAGUCCUCCUCGGUCCAAGGACCACAAAAACUCCAAGGAUCGUUACCGACCAGUUACGCCGCCUGAGGAGGACGACCUCAACAGAGAACGAGACCGACACCGUCACAAGGGCAAGUCAAGCCGUUCUCAUGACGGUGACAGGGACAGCCGGCGCUCGCAUCAGGACAGGGACACCAGAUACCCUCCCAAAGCUGACCGCGGCCGGCCACGCCGCCCUGCCAUGAGCAACCGAGCCACGUCACAUUAUGUACCCCGCAAGGAGGAAAGCCCUGAGCGGCGGCAUAGACGAUACUCGCUAUCAUCGUCACCACCUAGGCACCGAGGUGAUAAAUCCUCACGCCACUAUCACCGUCGCCAUGAGGACCGUUCACCGUCACCACCUCCACGUUCCUCCAGACACAAGGAUGAUCGAGACAGGGAGAACCGUGGACACCACCAUGGAAGUAGCGGGUCCACAAAAGGGACCAAGUCCCGUCGGCCAUCGAUCUCUCACAGCCAAACUUCCAAAGAACCCAAGAGGCCCUCCAGCAACGGACGGUCUCUGAGCUUCUGGAAUGACCCUCGGUUUAUGACAGCUGCCGAAGCCGCGCUGACCGCCGGCGCGUCUGCGGCUGUUGGCCUGGCCGGUCAGAAGGGCGCUUGGGGUGGUGAGAAAGGUGGCAAGGUGCUUAGAGCAGGGCUUGGGGCUGCGGCGCUCAGCGCAUUGAAAUCGCCAGCGCCAACCCCAGCGCCCGCACCCGCGCCGGAGCCUGCAGCUCCUGCCGAGCCUGGACCUAGGACCAAAGCUGCCGAUGCUGCCGGAAGGUACAUGGCGGACCACAUGCCCGGGAGGAAGCACAGCACGCGAAGGAAGCGUCACUAGAUCAGGACUGGGAUAAACAAACGGGUUUCGUUUUGACUGAUUUACUCGUGUGGGAACUUUCGACGAUUAGACACGUAUCUGGGCUCAGUGCUCGUUUUUGACGUUCAGCAUUUGGCUAUAUAGACGAAUGAGGGCUUCUUUCCUCCGGAGCAGACAACUUGGGAAACAUGAUGAGGGAGACACUGCAAACCAAGGGUGGUUUCAAAUCUUAAUAAUCACGAAGUUAUGAACAUUCAUCUAUAUACAGGGAUGGUUGAGAAAUAUAUUCCAAAAUCGGGG
Molecule: messenger RNA, 3820 nt
Organism: Diaporthe batatas
Lineage: Eukaryota; Fungi; Ascomycota; Sordariomycetes; Diaporthales; Diaporthaceae
Exons: 1
Coding region: 2531-3541 (336 amino acids)
Source: RefSeq, a predicted model, not a curated record